Messenger RNA from Paramormyrops kingsleyae, 10181 nucleotides. RefSeq names its product phosphatidylinositol phosphatase PTPRQ-like. The record is from RefSeq and is a predicted model, not a curated record. Gene Ontology annotation, cellular component: signaling receptor complex. Gene Ontology annotation, biological process: peptidyl-tyrosine dephosphorylation involved in inactivation of protein kinase activity. Gene Ontology annotation, molecular function: protein binding; protein tyrosine phosphatase activity. NCBI's taxonomy places the organism in Eukaryota, Metazoa, Chordata, Actinopteri, Osteoglossiformes, Mormyridae.
GGAGUAAAUGUGAGUGAGCCACGGAUUCAGUGCAUCGCCGCACACAGGCGACAGGGACCCGCUACAUCUGAACGCCCCCGGCGCCGCCACGCCUCCGCUCCCCGGCUAUUCGGGAGUCCGGAUCGGAGUGGCUGGAUGCCUCGGUCGCCAUGACGACCCUCUUAAAGUAUAACAAAGGGAAAAGGGCAGCAAUGGCCAGAACAAAUUGGAGAGAAGGGCUGGGGGAAGCACAUUUCGUACAUCUGAAUGGGGAAGCGAGGAUCCGUCCGCGCAAGUAAUUCCCGGCGGGGGUGACAAUCACUGCAGGCUCGCGCCGGAGAAGAGCGCGCGGAAUUGAAAACUUUCACGGACUUUAGGGAGUGAAGGAAUUGUCGUUUGUCAUAUGCAUCUUACAUGAAAGAAAAUUUCUCCAUGGACAAAGCGGUUCUCUUUUGGCUACUGUCGGAUUAUUUGUUACAGAUGGUCAGAUUGGCUUGUGUUGAAGCACCAAGUUUUGUGGAUGUUUAUUUGGAAUUCAGUCCUUUUCCACUCCGGGGGGAACCAGAGUACUAUACCGUGACCUAUUCCUCUGGCACUAAAAAAGGGCACUGGUGGAAUGCAAGCGAUGUCAGUGGGUGUCCUUCACGCUGUCACGUAGCCAUCAGUGACCUGCUGGACAUGGAUACAUAUGACAUUGUUCUGAAAUCAGUCAAAAACAAUGUUGUUCUGGAUACAAAGUCUGUUCGUGUGGACCCCUCAGCCAGCUUAUCCCUUAGGACAGAAUCUACCUCCACAAGUGCUGUGUUUACAUGGAGUCCUCAGGCUGCUGAACGUGCCACCAUUUUCAGUCUCGCUGGACGUUCCUGGGCUGUACCAGGGCGUCAAACCUCAUACCGCGUGGAGGGUCUCCAGCCGGCCUCAUUACACAGGUUCACGGUGGAAUUCCAGUCUCUGACUGAACACCGUAAUGUCACAGUGACGCUGAGGCGAAAGGUGCUGCUCCACACAGCGCAGUGCCCAGAUGGUUGGGUUCACUAUGGCAGGAACUGCUAUCUGAUCUCGAGGAAGAUCAAACAGUGGCAGGAGGCGGCUCAGGCCUGUGAUGUAGCUGCCCCUGGAGCUCACCUGCUAGACACUGACACAGAGGAGGAGUUGGCGUUCGUCUCCUCCUUCCUCCAGAGCCUCAAUCUAGUGCUGCUAUGGACCAGCCUCAAUGAUAUUCAGCAGGAAGGAGAUCUCCGUUGGGCCGACGGGUCUGCAUAUAGCUUGAAGAGUGCUGUGACAUCAGCGUUGCCGCCCAAUCAGACAGAUUGCUUUGCCUUACACUUGAAUGCCACGGACCCCAGCUACUACUUCACUGGAUUCUUCUGCUAUAUGCCCCUGCCCUACAUGUGUCACUGCAGAAUACCAGCCGGACCGACAGACUUUGACUUCCUGUUGGAGGAGGUUGGCGAGACAGAGGCCGUUGUUAAAUGGAGUGACCUGCAGGCCUGGGUAAGCGAGACAGACGUGGAUGAGCUCACCAUUCAGUACCGAGAUGAGACCUCUGGCCUCAAGGCCCACCAGACGGCCUUGUCAUUCAAGAUGACCAGAGUGACUGUGCAGGGAUUGUCCCCGGGUCAUGAGUACCUGUUCACCCUCAGGGUGACUCACCUCAGCGGAGUCACAAGAGUCUUGGGCUCCACUCUUACAGUUGUGACAAGGCCCAGUCCACCUCAGAACAUCAGAGUAACGAACGUAACUUCCAGGCAAGUUCAUGUGUGCUGGAGCAGUCCCAUGGACCCCCACCAAGCCCAGUUCCACCACUACCUGAUCCGCUAUGUGGAUGUUGACGCAGAUACAGAGAGGUUUCUGUUGGUGGCCAAUCAUACAACGUCAGCAGUGAUCGAAGGUCUGGAGCCUUACCGCCUGUACCGGGUCAGCAUUCAGACCGUGACUGGACGCGGAGUUGAGAGCUGUGGCCACACGGUCUGCUCAGUCAUCACUGCGGUCAGUCCACCGGGUGGAGUGAUUAUCCGGCCGGAUGACGUGGGGGAGGAGAAUGUGAUGGUGCGGUGGGACCCACCAGUUGGGGUGAAACCUGAUGGGUACUUCAUUAUUAUCCAGCCGCUGACCACCGGAGAUUGGCCCAGGGAACUCUGGGUAAACAGAUCACUGAGCUUUGAACUGAGCGCGCUCACUCCCGGAGAGACGUACGAGGUCAGCGUGGUGGCAGUGAAGAGUGGGAACAGGAGCAUGGGGGAGAGCAUCCUUCAGACAUUAAAGCCCAAGCAGGUCCAGAUUGCUGUCCCUUACGAAUCCAGCGCCUAUUCCACUCUGCUUUACAUCCAAAAGCCAGCCGAUGGCAUUUUCGAUGGCAUCCAAGUUAUCUACAGAGGGGGCAGCAAGUGGACGGCACUGUCUGGGGGGGAUGAUAAGAUCUCCAUAGAGGGCCUGAUGCCUGGCACAGCGUAUGAGUUUGCUGUGCACGUCACCAGUGGAAAUAUGACCAGCGAGCCAUACCUGGUUAAAGGAGUCAAAACAUGCCUGGCUCCGCCCACAAACCUCCGAGCUGGGAAGGUGUCUGACACGACUGUAGAAAUCCUGUGGAACGAAGCGGAGGGGAGCUGGCAGACCUACGAAGUGAUCUGCACCAACUGUGCCGACACCGUCUGGGCUCAGAAGGUCAAAGAUGCAAGAGCAGUGUUCACUGCCAUUACACCUGGGAAAGAGUAUAAUUUCUCUGUUCGGACUGAGAAGGAGUCCUUCAAAGACAGCCCGCAGGUGUUCCUUCAAAUAAGAGCAGCACCAAGUACAGUUGAGAUGUCGGUCUUGAAUAAGAAUGAGACGUUUGUAACGGUCAGCUGGACCAAGCCUCCAGGUGUCAUUGAUGGCUUCAUAGUGUCCAUCAUGAACGGAACCUUUCACCAACAGAAAAGUCUUGCAGACUUGGGGCAAAGAAUGCAUAUGUUUGAUGGACUUUUACCUGGGGCUACCUACAGAAUUUCUAUCAUCAGCACAAGUGGAAUGAGAAGAAGCCUCCCAGCCAUUGUCAAUGUGACAACAAACCCCGCUGUCCCGGAGUCUGUGGAUUUCGUGGACCAGGAUGGCGGUUCCAUGUACGUCACCUGGAGACCACCUUGGGGGUUUGUUGAUGCUUACAAGGUACAGUACAGCUCAUUGGCAGCUAAGAAGCCUAUUCAUGAAUUCAUCCUUCAUGAAACCAAUAUGAGAAUAAAGGACUUAUUCCCUGGAACAGAAUAUCAAUUCACACUGCAGUCCUUUAAAGGGUCUGAGGCCAGUAAAACAGUGUCAAAGCGAGUUGUCAAACGUCCGGCGCCGGUCUGCUCCCUGUCACUGACCCGCGUCGACACCUCCUCCGCCAGUAUCGCGUGGGAGUCUGCUGCCGGCCAGUUUGACCAUUACGAGCUCAGUGUCUCCAACGCCUCCUCGUCCCGCACGGUCCACAUCUCCAAGGAGGUCCUGGCGUACACUGUCUCUGGCCUGCUGGACGGGUGUAGCUACAGCGUGACUAUGGACAGGGUUGGGAAUGGGGUCCGUGGGACCCCUGCCUCUCUAAAAGUGCUCACCGAGCCCGGGCGCCCACAGGCAGUGCGUGUGACUGGCAUCUCACCCCGAAGCUUCUCUCUGCGCUGGGCUGUGCCGACUGGAUGUGCGGACGGACACCGGGUGGAUGUGCUCCCCAGACGAGGUGUUGUGGUGCUCAGCAGCCCGCAGGACGGGGAGGUGCAGGCGGAUGUGUCGACCCUCGCUCCGGGAUCGUCAUACACGGCGGCGGUCACCGCGGUAGCCUCUUCCUCCGCCUUCAGUUCCCCCGUGGUCGUAUCCAUCACCACCAAUGAGACGUUUCCGGGUGCGCCCACUGGCCUUCGGGUGGAUGAGCUAGGUUCCACGUUCCUCCAUCUGUCCUGGACCACGCCCAACGAGACCAAUGGUAUGAUCCAGUCCUACAUCAUUGAGUACAGGGAGGUCUGUCCCUGGCCCACGUUCAGUGCUACUCCGAUUCGGACCGGGUCAGAUGUCCCAGAAUUCCUCCUUGGCGGCCUAAACCCUGGAUCCACCUACAUCAUCCAGGUGGCAGCAGAGAACAGUGCUGACUCUGGACUCUUCAGUGAGCCACUGAUUAUUACAACAGAAGAAGCAGCCCCCCACGCUGUGACCAACCUCACGGCCUUCGCCUCGAGUCGGUCAUCCAUCAGGGCAACGUGGUUCCUGCCCAGGAACACCAACGGGCUGAUCACCAAGUUCAUCCUCGAAACCAUUCAUGGAGAAUCUAACACAACUGUUCGGAGUCAGGAGAUAAAUGCAGAAGAUUUCUUGGCUAAUACUCUUUCUUACUGCAACGACACAGUGGACAUGUUGUCUAACAGCACUGCCAGCUCCAUGGACACUCGCCUGGCCUCCAUCGCCAAUCCGCCCGCAUUUCUGACGCCUCCGUCCCCCUGGAGUGUGCCCAUCAGCGUGGAGGUACACGAUCUUCAGCCCUAUAACAGCUACACCAUCCAGGUGUCAGCAGCCACCAGCAGCGGGCGGGGUCCACCUGCCGGCCAAGCGGUCUUGACACCUGAGUCAGGUCCCGUGGACCCUCCCCAGAACCUGUCUGUGUGGGACAUCACCGCCAGCUCUUUGUCCAUGUCUUGGUCCCCUCCUAGCUUUGCAACAGGACGGUUCAGCUAUGUCCUCGAGCUCCACGAGCGCUCAGGACUUGUCUCUAGUGACAGCACGCUUGAUGUGAACUUCACGUACUCGGGUCUGACCCCAUACACAAACUACAGUGUGACAGUGAGGGCCCAGUCUGCGGGGGCUUUGGGACCGGUAGCAGAAGUGACUGUUUUAACUCUCGCAGACACUCCGGGUGUCGUUGGCAAUCUGACGGCCGCCGAAGUGGACUCUUCAUCACUGAAGGUGUCGUGGACGAGUCCCAGCCAACCCAACGGACUCAUUACCAAAUACCGCCUUUUGGUUUUGGACCAUAGCACAGUGGUGCAGAACAUCACCCUGAUUGGAUGGGAGCAGGGCCUGAAAGAUGCGGAUUUUCACAAUGUAACAUGGUCAACACUGGAAAUGGUGGAUGUGUCGGCCAAUCAGACCUCCUGCGUAGUGAGGAACCUCAGUGCCUUCACGGAGUACACCAUCCGAGUGUCUGCCUUCACUGCCAUCGGCGAGGGACCUUUCACUGAAAUCACAGCGAUAACCAGAGAGCAGGUGCCCGGCUCUGUCAUGAGCGUCUCGUACCAGAACAUAAGCUCAACCUCUAUCCUGGUCACAUGGGCACCUCCUCUGAGCCCUAAUGGCAGAAUCACUUAUUAUGCCCUCUACUGGCUAGACGUGGGUACUAAGGAGGCCUUCCGGAGUGUCACCAAUGAGACCAGCAUUGUCCUUACAGGAUUAAAAAAGUAUAACUUGUACAAGCUCCGAGUGGCUGCCUCCACAGCAGUAGGGGAGAGCCCUCUUUCAGAGGUGGAUGAUGUUUUCGCUAUCACCCUUGAAGACGAACCUGAUUCCCCCCCUAUUCACUUGGCCGUGUCCAACCUCACUUUCUCUUCUGCCACUGUCACCUGGUCCCCCCCGGAGAAACCUAAUGGGAUCAUCCAGUUCUACCAAAUACUGUAUGGGAACUCAACAAUGAGCAUGUCAAUGAACACUUCAAAGCCGAGCGUGACGCUAGAGAAUUUACGGCCGUACUCGUUCUACAAUGUGUCUGUGAGAGCCUACACUAAGUACGGACAUGGAAACCAAGUGUCUGCAGUCUUGGAGGUACUGAGUGGUGAACAUGUUCCUGGGAGCCCUCCUAUUAACCUGAGCUGCGACAGCAUAGGUCCCUCAGAGGUGUCCGUCUCGUGGCACCCACCUCUGCGGCCCAAUGGCAUCAUCCGCUUCUACACAGUGCAGCUCUGGAACGCCACCCACUGGCUGAAUCUCAGCACGCCCAGCACCUCAGUCACCCUGCAGCACUUGCGCAAGUACGCCAACUACAGCGCAGCCGUCUACGCCAGCACGAGUCUGGGCGACGGGAACCAGAGCAGCGAGGUGCUCCGUUUCACCACUGCGGAGGAUGUCCCAGAUGGGCCUGUGCUGAACCUGACGGUCCUCUCCGUCACCCCCACCUCCGCCAUUGUGGAGUGGGACCCCCCGCUCGAACCCAAUGGCAUGGUGUUCUACAUCCUGAGCCUGCAGCUAGCGCACGGGAAUGGCAGCGCGAUCAACAGGACCACCAGUGACACGGUCGUGCUCUUCACUGGGCUGCGCAAAUACGCAGACUACCUGCUGAGGGUGACCGCCACCACGUCCGCGGGCCAAUCGGAACGCAGCACCGCGGUCCUGCACCUGACCACGGGCGAUGACUUGCCCGGAUCGCCCCCGGUGAUUAACCAUGACUGGAGCAUCACCUCCUGCUCGAUUCACCUGUCCUGGCUCCCCCCUGUGGAGCCCAACGGCCUGAUCACAGAGUACAUCGUGGAGCUUCAGGGCCCAGACGGCACCAACCGGACCAUCAGCCACAACAGGAGCCUCACCUUCGGCAGCCUGCGGCCGUUUACCUCCUACAACGUGUUGGUCGCGGCGGUGAACCGACGGGGCGUGGGGCCGUACCUCGAGCUCCUGCUCCACACAGACGAGGCAGCCCCAGCCUCCCCACCCUGGGACCUGCACGUGCUGAACCACACGGCUGACUCCGUGUGGCUGUCCUGGAGGCCCAGCCCGGAGCCCAAUGGGGUGGUGCUCUUCUACAGCUUCUGGGUCCAGGAGCUCCCCAGCCAAACCCUGAUGUACCAGAAUUCCUCUGGGCCCAUCACUGAAGCCCAGCUCACAGGGCUGAGGCCACACCGCUCGUACCAAAUCAGCGUCAGCGCCUUCACCCGUGCUGGGAAUGGAGACCAGUACAGCAAUCCUGUCACAUUUACGACAAAUCAAACAGCUUCAGACGUGGUUGGGAAUCUCUCCUGUAUUGGGGUUACCUGGGACUCUAUACACCUGGAGUGGGAGCCCCCGGACCAGCCCAAUGGCGCAAUCUCACACUACUUGGUCCAGUUCAGUGGCCAGGAGCUGGAGCUGAAUCUCCCUGGGCACCAGCGCACCAUUGGUGGUCUACAGCCUGACACAAACUACACCUUUCAUGUAAGGGCGGUGAAUUCAGCUGGACCAGGGGUAGACGUGUCCUGCAAUGUCAGCACACAGCCUGAGUCAGUCCCGGGGCCUCCUAGCGAUGUGAAAGUGAUUGAGAUCCAGUCCACCAGCGCCACCCUGAGCUGGGCCCCCCCUGGGCUGCUCCCGGGACGCCUGCGGGAGUACCGGCUGCUGCUGGAGCUGCUGGCGCUCUCCUGCCUCGCGGGGGACCCCGCCGGCUGCGUGGAAGCCGAGAAGGUGUUGCACGUGAACGCCACAGGGGGCGACCAACAGACCGUCCUGUAUCCGCUGGCCAAGUAUCGGCUCUACCGCUUCAGCGUGUCUGCCUGUACCGGAGCGGGGUACGGGGAUGCCUCCCAGUGGAGCUACCUGCACACGGCCCCCGGUGAUCCCGAGGCCCCUCCCUAUGCAGUCUCGGCUCUCGCUUCCCCCAGCAGCGUGAGAAUCCAAUGGAAAGCCCCUUUGGUGCAGACGGGACCUACCUCCUACCUUGUUGACAUCGUCAUGGUGGACGGGCCACAUUUAAACCUAACCCUUGUGAGAUGGUAUGAAGAAACAAACGAGGUGGAGGUGACAGACCUCGCACCCUUUACCUGGUACAGUGUGACAGUGAUGGCGUUCACGGGAGACUUAACUGAGGCCAGGUUGACUGGAAAAACCAGCGAUCCGGUUUACGUCAGGACGCCGGAAAUUGAGCCCAAAGACCCCCCGAAGAACCUAACCCUGCACAUAAUCCCAGAUGAUGUGACAAGGGUGCUUGUGACGUUCUUCCCACCUGAGGAACCCAACGGUGACAUCUGUGCCUACAGAGCCAUAGUCUACAAGGAGGACCAGCUAGACUUUGAGAUCCCCAGCCUGCGGGUCAUCGAGGGAAAAAACCAAACUAUCACCGCCAUCGUCGAAGGCCUUAAGGGUGGACAACGUUACAGCAUGAGGAUAUCUGCUGUCAACGGAGCAGGUUCAGGGCCCAGUUCAGAGGUUGCAUUCUCAACGAGCAUUAUUGCUCCGCCAAAACCCAGCAAAAGACCGGAGCCCAUUUUCGAUACACCUGGGGUCGUAAGAUUGAGUUCACAGACCAUCACUGUCCCGAUGCCUGCAUGCUUUUUCACUGAUGAUCAUGGGCCCAUAGUCAAAGUGCAGAUCAUUGUUGCAGAAACAGGAGUUAUGGAUAGCCCCAACGUGACAAACUGGAAGAGUGCCUACAGCUCAAAGCCAGCGCCGUACGCCACUGAUGAUGGCUUCUCGAACCCAGAAUGUUCAGAGAGUAUGAGGGCAAUCAACGUCGCUGAAAACACGUACAGCAUUGGGAGCGACACCGGUUGCCUAUUGCCAGAAAACGAAAAUGCAUUCUGUAACGGACCCCUGAAGCCAAAAACUCGUUAUGUGUUUAAAUUUCGAGCAACAAAUAUUAGGGGGCAGUAUACAGAUACUGAGUAUUCUGAUGUCAUCAAAACUGCAGAUGUUUCCGUGGUGAAUCGGGACAAGCAGAUUAUAAUGGGGGUGCUCCUUUCAUUCUUCCUCCUGGCCAUUCUCAUUAUAGUGAUCUGCAUGUCUGUACGGAUCUGCCACAAGCAGAGGGAGGGAGGGACAUACUCCCCACGGCAAGCAGAGAUCAUCGACACAAAGUUCAAGCUGGACCAUGUGAUAUCGGCCGCAGACCUGGAACAGAAGGAGGACAAGCUGAGCCAGUACCCCUCCUUAUUCUUUAGACGGAAGGACAUAUUUGUCAUACAGCUUCUCAGUUAUAGAAGGUCUGUGAAGCCCAUUAGUAAGAAGGUCUUCCUGCAGCAUGUGGAGGACCUGUGCUCCGACAACAACGCUAAGUUCCAAGAAGAGUUCUUGGAGCUUCCCAAACUGCUGCCGGACCUCGCCACCACGGACGCGGACCUGCCCUGGAACAGGUCCAAGAACCGCUUCACCAAUAUCAAGCCAUACAACAGCAACAGGGUGAAGCUGCUGUCUGAGCCUGGCGCGCCCGGAUCGGACUACAUCAACGCUAGCUUCGUUUCGGGCUACCUCUGCCCCAAUGAGUUCAUCGCCACUCAGGGGCCGCUGCCGGGCACAGUGGGGGACUUCUGGAGGAUGAUCUGGGAGACUCGGGCCUGCACCAUCGUCAUGAUGACCCAGUGCUUCGAGAAGGGCAGGGUCCGCUGCCACCAAUACUGGCCCGAGGGGGACAAACCCAUCUCCGUGUUCGGAGACAUCGUCAUCACCAAGCUGACGGAGGAUGCCCUCCCUGACUGGACUGUGCGGGUGCUUAGAAUUGAGCGGUAUAAUGACUAUAUGCUGGUAAACCACUUCAACUUCACAUCUUGGCCUGAACAUGGAGUGCCAGCAACUAGCACUGCUCUGAUCAAGUUUGUGAGAUCCAUCCGGACCAUCCGAGGCCGUGACAGGGGCACUGUUGUGGUGCACUGCAGUGCCGGUGUGGGUCGGACUGGAGUAUUCAUCUCCCUGGACCACCUGAUCCAGCACAUGAGAGACCAUGACUUCAUUGACCUGUUCAGCUUGGUAGCAGAACUCCGGGGUGAGAGGAUGUGCAUGGUGCAGAACCUGGUGCAGUACAUGUUUCUGCAUCAGUGCGCUCUGGAGAUCCUCUCCAGGAAAGGGAUCAGCCAUCCAAUCUGGUUCUUCAGUAGUUCCGGUUUGCAGAGGAAGGACUCUCUGGACGGCAUGGAGGGUGACGUCGAACUCGAAUGGGAGGAAACGACCAUGUGACUGGCAUCAGUUGUAAUCAGCUUUUAUCAAUGCGCUUCAGUGUUGCCUUCAGUGGUUAAAUUGAAGCUCCUUGACCUAAUCAUGUACCUCGAAACAGGGGCCAAAUCUCUGCAAAUAGGACCCAACUGCGUCUGUCCUCUUAUGUUUGUGCUGAAAGAAAGACAUCCUUUUUGCUUUUAACAUAAAAUGUAAUUGUGUAAAGGUAACUGUCCCAUGCAGACAACGCUGCCUGUAUUCUGUAGUUUGGGUUAUUUUCUGAAUUUAUGUAUUAUGUUUUUGUAAUGUAAAUUACGCCAAAUGGGGUAUUGCCGUGUGUGUAUAUAACUGUGUUUUUUCACCCUUGUGUUUAUUUUAAUAAA